This is a messenger RNA of Bufo gargarizans (Asiatic toad), 2186 nucleotides long. RefSeq names its product SLC9A3 regulator 2 (gene NHERF2). The coding region runs from base 121 to 1173 and encodes 350 amino acids. Gene Ontology annotation, molecular function: signaling receptor binding; protein-membrane adaptor activity. Gene Ontology annotation, cellular component: apical plasma membrane. The transcript is spliced from 7 exons. The record is from RefSeq and is a predicted model, not a curated record. Lineage: Eukaryota; Metazoa; Chordata; Amphibia; Anura; Bufonidae. Gene Ontology annotation, biological process: protein localization to plasma membrane.
AAACACAAGCCAGAGCGGGAGGAGGAGAGGAGCCGCCAGCAGCACUGCAGCCGCCAGCCCUGCCGCACUAUGCCCCGCUGAGCGCUGCCAGUGCCCGAUCACCCGCCGCGGUCCGUCAGCAUGGCCCAGGAGCGCCUCCAGCCCCGGCUGUGUCACAUCCAGAAGGGGGAGCAGGGCUACGGCUUCCACCUGCACGGAGAGAAGAACAAGACCGGACAGUACAUCCGCAAGGUAGAGCCUGGCUCCCCGGCGGAGCUGGCCGGCCUGAGGGCUGGGGACCGGGUGCUGGAAGUCAACGGGGCGAACGUGGAGAAGGAGACCCAUCACCAGGUGGUGCAGCGCAUUAAAGCCAUAGAGAACGAGACGCAAUUGCUGGUCAUAGACAGAGAGGCGGACGAGUACCGGCGCCUCUCACAAUCCAGCUCGCUCCCUGAAUCCCAGCCGAACUCCAGUGCCCCGUCCUCCCCGACAGUGGGCAACAAUAACGGCGAGAUAUGGAAGACGAACGAGGACACAAGCCUGGAGGACCAGCUGCAAAAUAACCACAGCACAGAGAACGGAAAACAGGACAUGAAUGGACAGAUGAAGGAAAGAUGUCCUCGGCUCUGUGUUUUAAAGAAAGGACCCAAUGGCUACGGAUUUAACCUUCACAGCGAGAAGUCUCGGCCUGGACAGUACAUCCGCUCUGUAGACCCCGGUUCUCCAGCAGCCAAGGCCGGACUGAGACCACAGGACCGGCUGGUGGAGGUAAACGGACAGAACGUGGACGGCGUGAAGCAUUCUGAGGUGGUAGCGAACAUAAAAUCCAAAGACAACGAGACGACGUUACUGGUGGUGGAUCAAGAAACAGAGGAAUACUUCAAGAAGUUGGGGGUCACUCCGACCGAAGCUCACAUCAAAGGAGGUGUAAUCCCCCAGUCACUGACCAAUGGAGUGAGCAAAACACAGCUCAACGGAGGCUCCUCCACUUCCUCCUCUCACAGUGAUUUGCAGAGCCCCGAUAAAGACUCACAGGCCGGUGACCUGAUCCGAAAAGACCCCUUUGAAGAGAGUGGCCUACGUCUCAGCCCCACGGCGGCCGAAGCGAAAGAAAAGGCCCGCUCGAAGAGAGCCAACAAACGAGCUCCCCAAAUGGACUGGAGCAAGAAACACGAAAUUUUCAGCAACUUCUGAUCCUCCCUCUCGGCACACGAACGGUCGGGACGAGAGCGGGGCGCAGGACUCAAACCCCUUUCUCCCCACUAAACACUGCGCGUUAACCGGAGGGCGCAGAUUAAAACCAACUAACAAGAGGUCGUCACCAAACCUAUAUCUGUUUAACCAUUUCAGCUCGGUGGCAUUUUACGGCAUAUCAUGUUGACUUAGACACUGCCAGGCCACAUAUUAUACCCACACCAGCAUCAGAGGAUGGAUCUGCCCAUGGUGCGCUAUUUGCGGGCAUUACUGAGUCAUGGGCGUACCCGGGGGCUUGAAGGAAAAGUCUUAACUCCUGACUGGAAUUUAGACAGAAAAAGCAAUGAAUUGUGGGAAUUGACGACAAGGACAACAGUUCUCCAUUGCUAAACCAGCAGGGUUCUGGCAGCCGCAUCGUCCUCCUCCUCCUGUGUUUAUAAGACUGUUUCCUCAUCCUGUCCUGCGGUCCCACCAAGGAAUAGAUGUAGGAUUUCCUCCGCCAGGGACCACCGCUAGCAAAGCACUUAGGAGAUCAUCACCUGUAGGCAGAGUGCCCUCUAAUUCACGUCCACCCUCCAGACCCCGACAAGCUAGACGUAGGUGUCAUCCACGAAGAAGCAUAUUCUCAGUACAUAAGAUUGCACAAUUUCUUCCAGACACAGGGCUUUGUUAACACUUUUGCUGCCAACUCCUCCUGGUAAUGGAAACCAGUACCAGUACACGGUCGUCCUGCUGACAGCAGUUUAUAGCGCCGUCAAUACGUCUUCGUGAUUAUCCAUUGCAUUUAGUGCACAGGAGGGUUGGGGGAGGGGGGCACAGUUUGGGCCUCAUGUGGAAUAAGGCAGAGUGUUGCAUGUCAGGCCGUCCCCAGGGGUCACACAUUCCUCACUGCGGCCCAGAACCGCUGGCGCUCUCUUACCCAAUCGAUGUGCACAUGGUUUGAGUUAAGUGAAAAAAAAAAAAAAUAACAAAAGCUCAAAAUCAAGUCAAUCAGCCCCGGAGAGUCGGAGUAA